Molecule: messenger RNA, 479 nt
Organism: Salarias fasciatus (jewelled blenny)
Lineage: Eukaryota; Metazoa; Chordata; Actinopteri; Blenniiformes; Blenniidae
Gene: pth2
Product: parathyroid hormone 2
Exons: 3
Coding region: 1-453 (150 amino acids)
Biological process (GO): neuropeptide signaling pathway
Cellular component (GO): extracellular region
Source: RefSeq, a predicted model, not a curated record
AUGUCUGAGGUUCCUCUGUUCCCCCGCCUGUCCUACCUGCUGCUUUGCAUUCUGGGUAUGACCCUGGUGACGUCUGGCUUCCCCCGGCCUCGCCCACCUCUCAGAAAUCCUCACGAUUCAGACGGACUGAAGCGGGACGACUGGGACAUCGGGUUCCCCUCCACCUCUCUGCAUGACUGGAGCGUCCACGUGAUGGCGGCGCCCGGCGUCAGAGCGCCCGCCGACAGUCGGGCCAGGCUGAGGAGCGAGGCGUGGCUUUUUGCCCCAGAGACGGCAGAAGUGAGCGUGGAGGGGCCGUGGUCUUCUCAAGGAGCCGGGGCGAUGAAGAGGAACAUCGGAGUCGCCGACGACGCCGCCUUCAGGGAAAAGAGCAAACUGCUCACUUCGAUGGAGAGACAGAAGUGGCUCAACACCUACAUGCAGAAACUACUGGUGGUCAAUGCUUCGCGAUAACUGAGUCGUUGCAGCUUCAACGCCAC